Molecule: messenger RNA, 2285 nt
Organism: Xyrichtys novacula (pearly razorfish)
Lineage: Eukaryota; Metazoa; Chordata; Actinopteri; Labriformes; Labridae
Source: the annotation of a GenBank genome assembly
GGGAAUACACAGAGGUGACGUUCUGACGUUGCUAGGUACCCAAACUGGUGUAGUAUGCUGUAAUAUAAAACGAAGCUACAGGGUCACAUAGUUUAUGAUUUCCUUACGUUUUGUGCGAUAUUUCUGCACUCGCUGAAUUUGUGUAUCUGUCGCUUUCGUUCGCUGUCGGAAAAGUUGUGUUAAAUCCAUAAACUCCUUUUUAUAAGAAGUUUACAGUGAGGAAGUUCCUGGUUCGAAGUCAAACAUGGCUGUGGAUUGGAUUGGCUUCAUCUAUGCUGCUCUGGUGUCCGCAGGAGGACUCAUUGGUUAUCUGAAAGCAGGUAGGAGAAACAUAAGGACAAACUAACUAUUAGUCUAACUUCUAACUUAAGUUGUUGGUAAGUUUCUGUCCGUUUGUGACAGGGUUAAAUGAUGAGCUGAUUUUCUUUUGCUUUGGUUGUGGUUUUGCAUGAUUAAGUCUUGUUUACACUCCCAUGCAAACGAUUACUGUAAUAUUUAUAAGAGAAAAAAAACAUCGUACUAUCGUAAAUAAUUACGAAAGUAAGUUAAAAAUCAAGAAAGUACGGUGGCCGAGAACUGCCACUGCUGCAAAUAAAAAAAGAAUGCAAGAAAAAGAAAGAAAACGAAGCUCACUACAAAUAAAAAAAGAAACAGUGCAGAUAAAAAAAAAAGAAAAAAAAAACACAGCAGAAGUUAACAAUGAAAAAAAAAAAGAGUGGCGUUGCAAAGAAAAAAAAGUAACAUACUGUGAAAAUAAAAGGAUUCACAAAAAAAGAGCCACAACGAGAGUUAACAAUGCAUAAAAAAAGUGGUGAUGUGGUUAAUUUUUGGGCUUCAGUUUCUUUUUUUUUUUUUUUUGCAUUGUAACUUCCAUUGUGACUUCCUUUUUUUUUUUGCACUUUUUUUUUGCAGCGGGCUUCGCUUUGUUUUUUUGCAUCUGUAACUUCUGUGACUUCUUUGUUUUGCAUUCUUUUUUAUUUGCAGCGGGCUUCAGUUUUAAUUUUUUUUGCAUUGGAACUUCUGUUGUUUCUUCUUUUUUUGCAUUUUUUUUUAUUUGCAUUCAAUAUUAAUUUAUGAAGCACAUUCAUACUAUUUGUACUUCAGCAAUUUUCACUUUCAUCCAACUUCUACUUCUCUUUCUCCAGCCCUUAAACCAAUUUUACAUUUAAACCUUCCUCCAUUUUUUAGCAGUUUUGCAUUGCUUUUUCAGCUUUCAGCACUCAGCAUUUCCACGCAUUUUCUGCAAGGAAAUGCAAUUUUUCUAGUUUAUUUUAUCAUAGUGCUUGUUUUUAAGCUCCUUUUGUUUUGUGUUAAUUUUGGCACCUCCUGUGGACAUCAUCAUCCUGACCUUUGACUGUCAUGUGUCGUAUGUUGUAAAUAUUGACCAGUAUAUCCACAAAUUACAAUUUUUCCAGUAGAUUAUACCUCUUAUUAGAUUUAUAUGUGAUAUUUGCUCAAUUGCCUGUAGAAAUAACUUUAAAAACAAAAUCAGUUUAAGGAUCAGCAGGUGUGCCAGGUGUUCACUUCAUCUCCUCCACAGGCAGUGUGACCUCUCUGGCUGCAGGGCUGCUCUUUGGCCUGCUGGCUGCAGCUGGAGCUUAUCUGGCAUCUCAAAACCCCAGGAAUGUCUGGCUUUCAGCAGGUGAGCAAGUUUAGUCUGUCACACACUGUCAAAGUGCUGCGUUCAUGAAAACAUUACAAUCACUCUUUCUCUGACACUCAGGCACCUCGGGGACUCUGACUGUGGUGAUGGGACUGAGGUUUUUGAACUCCGGGAAGUUCAUGCCUGCUGGUUUAAUGACUGUAGCGAGGUAAUAUCAGCACAUCUGUAUCAUGUAGACCUUUUACUUUAAAAUGUGAAUUAAUAGAGAAGAAUAGAAAUACUUUUAUGUUUCCUGACAUAAAUAUUUUCAUUUCUUUUCAGUGGACUGAUGCUGCUGAGGCUCAUCUUUAUGUUAAGAAGGCCGCAUCAAUCGUAAAAAUGUAUAAAAUGUCAAAUUUUUCUCUCUGCAAAUAUAUAUUUUAAUAAGAAAUGUGCUUCAAGUUUACAAACAUUCCUGCUGCUUCAUUUUCUGCUGUCUGAUUCUUCCAAAGAAAUGUAAAAUACACUAAGAACGACUAACAGGAAACAAAACUAAAACAAAAAGCAUCUUCAGAUAGGUUUUAUUUUGAAAUACAAAACUGUUUAACAACAAGAGGUGGAUGGUUGUACUUUUUCGCUCUGUAUCUGUUGCUUAAAAAUAAAAAAAAGGAUCUCUUAAUUCAAUAAAAAAUAUACUUUUUAA